AUGUAUGGGGGUUUCCUGGGCUGGCUAUUAAAUGCUUUCAGACAGAAGGGUGUGUCCCUGACCAUUGUUUGUCCAAGAAACUUGGACUGCAAGUUGUUGAAGAGGUGGCUGCACAGCAUAAAAAACCAUGUAUACUGGAGUGCGACGAGCACAACCUCGGGGCCGGAGAAGGUGGCAAGGUGGACGUCAGUCGUCAACCACCUACAAAACAUUCACGUGCACGACGACCCCCUAUUCCCCAAGUGUGAACAUCCUGAAAGAGCCACAACAGAUGCAAAUAAAUGGCUAAAACCUGAUUCAAUAACACUCCACAAAGUUGAGAAAAUACUCAACAACACGAGAGUUCUCAAAGAUGUGAAAAAGCUAAGCCAUCACUACCAGACCUCAUCGCUGGAGUCGUUCCACAGCUUAAUUCUGCGUUUUGCCCCCAAAAAUGUGGUUUUCCCCUUCAUGGGAAUGUUGUGCAGGUUGUGUCUAGCAGCCAUGCAUCACAAUGAGAAUGCUGACCGUGAGCAAGCCACAACAGCUGCAGGACUACCUGUGUACAAAUUGGCCUAUCCAAAAGCAAGGAGGGGAGAAUGUACCGCAAAGCCUGUAAAGAAGGACCCUACAUACAUGUACGUGGGUGAGCUGAUGAGGCUGGUGUUUGAAGAAGUAUUUGAGGAUCCAACACCCUUUGUGGAGGAGAUGAAUAAAAUCCCCAUCCCAAAGGACCUGUCCACUCAAUUUGACAGGCCCUCAAAGGAGGAAGUGGUAGCCCGCCAUGUCUCACGUUUUAGUCAAGGGGCGGUCGGAAGCCAACAUAGUGUCCUGCCAGAUCAGGAAACUCCCGGCCUCAGUGUGUAG
Trematomus bernacchii (emerald rockcod) is the source of this 846-nucleotide messenger RNA. RefSeq lists its product as uncharacterized. The transcript has 6 exons. The record is from RefSeq and is a predicted model, not a curated record. Lineage: Eukaryota; Metazoa; Chordata; Actinopteri; Perciformes; Nototheniidae. Bases 1 to 846 code for a protein of 281 amino acids.